AUGCAGACACUCACGACGCUCAGACUUGGUGGAAAUUUUAUUGGUGCCAUUGAAGCAGUAGAACUUGCUGAUCUAAUUAUAAAUAAUAUAACACUCACCACACUCAGUCUUGGAGGGAAUCAAGUCCGAGAUAAUGGUACAGAGUAUUUAGCUGAUGCAUUGGUACAUAACACGACACUUGAAACGCUCGAUCUCAGAUGGAAUCAAAUCAGUGCUGAUGGGUUCGAACAACUGGCCAAUGCGUUGAGACACAAUAGGACACUCACAACACUCAAUCUCUUCGGCAAUGAAAUUGGAGAUGUCGGCAUAGAACAUCUGGCUGACGUAUUAAGACACAAUCAGGUUAGAGCAGUUCUCUCAUCGUAUAUCUGAAAUUCAGGUCUCUUCGUUGAUAUAGACUCUGACGACACUCUAUCUCGCAUGGAAUCAGAUUGGAGACGCUGGCAUACAACAUCUGGCUGAUGCAUUGAGAAACAAUACGGUGAGAAACUAAUACUUUUCAUCUUACUGGUAAUUUUAUUUUGUCUGAUUUGAUUAAGACACUCACCACUCUUGAUCUUCAACGGAAUAGAAUCGGAGACAUGGGAGCACAGUUCUUCAUCGACGUAUUGGUCAAUAAUACAGUAAGAGAAAUAAUCUUCUUUGUCUCGUACUACUGUAUCAUCUUUAAAAUAGACACUAACCACACUCGAACUCUAUGUCAAUCCGAUCACAUAUCAAUUACAACAGCAAAUUAGAUAUCUACUGAGAAGAAAUAAUAGAUGAUAACAUGAUCGUUUUACGAAUCCCGAUUUUCACAUCAUUUAAUUGACUAUAACCCUCGGGAAGAAUUAAUUUACGGAAUGUGAAUCAUAAAAAAAAAUGCGAAAAUAUUCUUUAAUAUCUUAUAUAGCAGUUUUUGUGACUCAUUUUGUAAGGUACACCUAAUGACUAAAUCAAACAAAAAUAUUUUUGACUGGAUAAAACCUUGUAAAUACGUGUUUUGUUUAUUUUCUGGAAUCAAAUAUUGGUUGAUCAAUCACAUGAGCAUCAUCGUAUUCUUUCUGCACCUUUUCUCACCAUUGCAUUCAAGAUUCUCUGCUCAAUUUUUUAAAGCACGACACCAAGAGUCCAGAAGUUAUUGUUUUUUCUCCAGUAUCAAUAACUUAUCACUUACAUCGAUACCGACGCGCACAUCCAUUGCUCACUGCAUGUAUGACCAAACGGAAGACACAGCAGUGUCGGGAGUGAAACAAUAAAACAAAUACAUAGUGGAGUCGAUUACCUUUCUAGAAAUGUAUAAUUGGUGAGAAUUUUCUGAUGAUUUUCAAAUAAGAUCAUUUUAGCCAGCCUAUAAGUCCCUAUCCUUUUAAAACUUUUAUAUCAUUCUAUGUAUAUGAAUAUCCAAAAAAACUUCCAAAUCGGUCAAACAACAACAGAUUCUUUUUAUUAUUCCUAUGAAAUAAUUUAUCCAAAAGUGAUGAAUUUUAUCAUCUAUACUUUCGGUAUAAUCUUCGCAUAGACGAUUUCAAAUUGGAACAUGAAAUCUGCAAUAUUGUUUGCAAUAUUCAUCGACUACUCGACAUCCUGAGGGUGGGUGCAUAGAUGAGGAUAGGUGUCAGGAGCAUGAAGAGAAAAACAUCAUCCGCCCUUCAAAUGGAACGAUUGUUUUUAAUACUGGGUAUUCGAUUACUCAUGUUCAUGUCAGUUCAAUUUUAAUUUAUUAAGAAUUAUAGGGAGUGAAGUUACGUUUAUUUUUAAUCAUAAACAAUAAUAUUAUUGAAACGAAAAGGGUGGGGUGUGGGUGUGGGUGUAAGUCUUCUCUGAUUCCACACCCACACCCUUUAUAAAGAGUUCGUAAAUAG
Molecule: messenger RNA, 1844 nt
Organism: Rotaria sordida
Lineage: Eukaryota; Metazoa; Rotifera; Eurotatoria; Philodinida; Philodinidae
Source: the annotation of a GenBank genome assembly